AUGGCAGACCCUUAUCAAACAAAUUCUCAUAAGCAAACUUUGUCUCUACAUGAACGACCAUCUUCUGUAAUCGUAAACUCAAUAGAAGCUGCAGAAGACCAGAAUGUCAAGCAGGACCACCGACCCGAUACAACAGCCGCUAUCCCAAGAACAAAUGCAAAACAACUUCAAUCUGAGAAUGAGACAUCUAGGAUGAACGAAAAUCCUGUUUCACCCUCUUCUCCAAGUCAGACCCUAAUCCCAAUUCCAACCUCUACAUUAACUAUUACACAACAAAUCAUAAUCACUUUUACACUCACGUCAACAUGUAUCUUGACGUCGAGUGCAGCUCAAAUGUUGAAUAUCGCAUUACCUCUAAUCAAGACUGAAUUACAUAUGGAAGAAUCUGAUUUACAAUGGGUUUUAUCUUCUUAUAACCUUUCUAUUGGAUGUCUGCUUCUAUUUUGUGGCAGGAUAGCCGAUAUAUACGGUAAAAAGAAGGUCCUGCUUGUUGGAUUGACAGUGCUCACUGUCUUCUUUAUCAUUGGAGGAUUCAUGCAAAAUGGCUCGGGUUUGAUUGUCACUAGAGCUUUAACAGGUUGCGGUGCCGCCAUGACUAUACCCAGUUCAACUGGUAUUAUAGCCGAGUUGUUCAGUGGUAAAGCGAGAUCAAGAGUUUUCGCCUGUUUCUCAGCUGGAUUUUCCAUUGGAGGUAUUUUAGGUUUACUCAUAGGUGCUUUAUUCGUUUCUUACGUUCGUUACACAUGGCGAUCAUGCUUCUUCUUUGCUGCGGGACUUGGUUUGCUGGGAGUUGUCUUGGUGUUGUUUACUGUUCCAAAGGAUAUCCCAACUAUCGACGAUGAGAAUAAAAGUGUGGAUUGGUUAGGUGCUGCAUUGAUUACGAUUGGUUUGGUAUGCUUUUUAUUCGCUAUAAGUGAUGCUCAAGCUGCUCCUCAAGGGUGGAAAACCGGUUAUAUCAUCGCUCUUCUUAUUGUGGGAAUAAGUAUGAUAAUCAGUUUCUUCUUUUGGGAACAUUAUAUAGCGUCAGUUCUUAAGAAACCACCUUUGAUGAGAUUGGCUUUGUGGACACGAGCGAAUGGUAGAUUGGCGAUUUUAUUUAUUACUGGAUUUUUAGGCCAGACUGGGUUCAUGGCAUGCCUUUAUAAUGCCACCUUACUAUUUCAAGAAGUCCAAAAAACAGGUUCAGUAGGAGCAAUGUUAAGGUUCUUACCUCUUGAAAUAUCGGGAAUCAUAUGCACCAUUGUGGUGGUGAUUGUCAUUCAUAAAAUACCGGCUUAUUGGUUGAUCGUUACAGGUCUGCUUGCCACUGGAUUUGGAAAUAUGUGUUUUGCACUUACGGAAGAACAUACUAAUUAUUGGAGAUUACCUUUUAAUGGAAUGUGGUUGAUUGUUCUCGGAGUUGAUUUAUUUUUUCCGACCGCCUUGAUAUAUGUUGCGGCGUUGUCACUACCUGAUGAGUAUUCAGUGGCUAGUGGAUUGUUCCAAACUGUUCUCCGAAUAGGUAUAACAGUAGGAUUAUCUUCGGCUUCGAUAAUCUUCAACGCCCGACGAAACCACGCUCUUCAACAAGGCAAAAGUGAAAAUGAAGCUUAUUUGAAAGGGCUACAAAGUUCCUUUUGGUUAAGUGCAGCUGCAUGUUGGUUUGGAGCUAUUUUAGCUGCUAUAGUCCUAAGAGGAUUAGGUGUUUUUGGAAAAGAGAUAAAGGCAGAUCCAGAAUUUGAAGCAACGAAGGAAGGUGAAAAACCUGAACAAGGGGAACAGCUCGAUGGAAACAAUUUGCAGAGUGUUGGGAGAAGGGAGAAGAUUGAGAAGGUUUGA
Messenger RNA from Kwoniella shivajii, 1818 nucleotides. RefSeq lists its product as uncharacterized. The coding region runs from base 1 to 1818 and encodes 605 amino acids. Lineage: Eukaryota; Fungi; Basidiomycota; Tremellomycetes; Tremellales; Cryptococcaceae. The transcript is spliced from 8 exons. Gene Ontology annotation, cellular component: membrane. The record is from RefSeq and is a predicted model, not a curated record. Gene Ontology annotation, molecular function: transmembrane transporter activity. Gene Ontology annotation, biological process: transmembrane transport.